UAUUAUCCGCGACCUGCUCACGCGAGGCAGCAGGUCACAGCUACCGCGCGCUCACUCCCGCUGACUCCCGGGCUACUUGAAACCUAUAUUACAUCCACCGCGCUCCGUAAACUGCUGACUUUACUGAUUUACUCCUAUUCCCUGUGCUCUGCUGACUUGCUGAGUACCAAUGCUCUCUGCUGACCUCACGACACACGCCCCCUGCUGUUACUGGCUGAUAGUUAACUUGCUGAGGGCUUCUGAAAUACCUGCUGACUCGGGCUGACUCUGUGCUGACUCUAUGCUGACUUAAGGUCUUCCAAGGCAAAGCAACACCACGUGGGAGUGAACGAGAGAACACAGCAGCCAGAACACUCAUCUAACCAACCACCCAGUCAGUGAACCAUCCAAAAUACGUCUAACCAUCCAUCUAGCCAUCCAUCUCGCUAUCCUGCAUGACGCUAAGACUUCGAAGCGAUGUCUGAUUCCAAGAAGUCGUUUAUCGAGGCGGAGCAGGAGAAGGGGGAGGGUAUGAAGCUGAAGGAACCCAUUAAGCAGCGCGUGGGCCUCUAUGUGACCGUGUGUCUCUUCGUCUGCGGUGCGCUACUCCUGCUGGCGACGCUCGUAGGGGUGCUGGUUUUGGACGUUGGAUGGAUGCUGGUGCUGGCGGGCGGCUGCGUGGGAGUGGAGGUGGUGGUGGCGGGAGGGGUGGUCACCUGUAUUGGUCGCGGUCUACCCAACACGGCGCUGGCUCAAGGAUACCUUGUCCUUGGCCUUCUAUCUGCAGUAUCCCUCACGCUACAGAUAAUCCUACUCGGCCUCCUCGCUUCCCUGCCUCACUACCCGCCCGCAUCUCACGCCCGCGGGGACAUAGAAGCAUGGGUGCAGUUCGUGGGCGGCGCGCAAGGGGCUAUGGCGGUAAUGGUGGGCGGGAUGGUGGGCGGGGCGAUUGUGGUGACCUCCUGCUGCUGUAAAACGCCCAAAGAUAACGUGGUGGGCGUGUACCAUUGCCGGUGACAAGACCCAGGCACGCCUCCUUCAGACAGUCAGAUCGCCACGCCCUCCUUCAGUGACUUGCCCAUGCACGUGCUUGAAGAGGAGGAGGAGGAAGGAGGGAGGCCGCCCCAUCCACACGCCAUGGGUUAGAGAGAGAGAGAGAGAGAGAGAGAGAGAGAGAGAGAGAGAGAGAGAAAUUGUGUGUUUUGAAUUCAGACGUUGUAGUUUUAAAGAUGUUUACAAAUCCGAGGCGGUCAGUCUCUCUCUGUGUGUGUGUGUGUGUGUGUGUGUGUGUGUGUGUGUGUGUGUGUGUGUGUGUGUGUGUUUGCUUACGCCUCAUUCCUUCCUGUCAUCCAUGGUUCCUCCUCUCUCUCUCUCUCUCCUUUUUUCCCCUCCUUUCUUCCUUCCUUCCUUCCUUCCUUCACAGAAUUACUCAUCACCCCGUUCGUCCUCUUCCUGCCCUGCUUCCUGCGUGUCUGUCUCCCUCUCACUCCCACUCCCUCUCUCCCUCACUCUCCCUCCACUUCCUCUAUACUCCAUAAAAAGAAAAAAAGUAUCACGCCUGCUGUUCCGCUCUCCCAAUUCACCCUCACCACCACCAUCACCACCACCAUCACCACCACCACUCGUUCCUCUUCUUCCUCCUCCUCCUCCUCCUCCUCCUCCUCUUCGCCACAGGACGCAGGUGGCAAGGGCGUGGGUGUUUCCUGUGGGUUUGCAUGGGUGUGGUUAAGUGAUGGACGCUCCCCAUAGUGUGCGUGUGUGUGUGUGUGUGUGUGUGUGUGUGUGUGUGUGUGUGUGUGUGUGUGUGUUCGGUACUACGUUAUAUAUAUCCACUAUCACAUCGUUUGUAACUACUCACCCUCACCACCACGAUCACCACCACCACCACCACCACCACCACCACCACCUCACUUUAAAUGUAAAUAGUGUUGAUAAUGACAAUGGUGAAUGUAAAGGUGACAAUAAAAGGUUUACUUGUGAAUUAUUGAGCCUUACCAUUAGACUGAGUAUCGGCAGCAACGUGUAUAUAGUGAAGCUGAUACAUUGAAAAAGAACUCUCUAUUAAUUGAACUGGAAAGCACUCAAAAUAAGGGAAAACAUCAUUAUUGCACAUGUAGUGGAAUGUUAGAGAAAGAAAUGAGUAGUAAGGAAAACAAGACUAAGUGAGAAUGUAUGAAAUUUAUACAAAAA
Messenger RNA from Portunus trituberculatus (swimming crab), 2169 nucleotides. RefSeq lists its product as uncharacterized. The record is from RefSeq and is a predicted model, not a curated record. Lineage: Eukaryota; Metazoa; Arthropoda; Malacostraca; Decapoda; Portunidae. The transcript has 4 exons. The coding region runs from base 457 to 996 and encodes 179 amino acids.